UGACCCUGCAGCGACACACCGAGGGACGGCAGCCCGGCUAUGGCUGCGCUCUGGCGGCGCUGCUGUCUUUACUUCCUGCUGCUCCUGCCCGCGGCCUCGGCCACCUCCACCUUCCGGAGGCCAGUCUGCGAUUGCAGUGGGAAGUCCCGGCAAUGCAUCUUUGAUCAGGAACUUCACAGACAGACGGGAAAUGGAUUCCGCUGCCUCCACUGCCAGGACAACACGGACGGCGUGCACUGCGAGAGGUGCAAGGAAGGGUUCUAUCGGCAGAGAGAACGAGACCGCUGCUUGCCCUGCAAUUGUAACUCCAAAGGUUCUGUAAGUGCCCAAUGUGACAACUCUGGACGGUGCAGCUGUAAACCAGGUGUGACAGGGGACAGAUGUGACCGAUGUCUGCCAGGCUUCCACAUGCUCACCACCGCUGGCUGCACUCCAGACCAGAGACCCUUAGACCCCAAGUGCGACUGUGACCCAGCUGGCGUCAGUGGGCCCUGUGACACCAAUGGCCGUUGUGUCUGCAAACCAGCUGUCACGGGAGAACGCUGUGAUAGGUGUCAUCCAGGUUAUUAUCAUCUGGAUGCGGGAAAUCCUGAGGGCUGUGCCCACUGUUUCUGCUACGGGCAUUCGGCCAGCUGCCACAGUUCGGAGGAUUACAGCAUCCACAAGAUCACCUCCAGUUUCCAGCAAGAUGUUGAGGGCUGGAAGGCUGUCCGAAGAAGCGGGUCUCCUGCGAAGCUUCAGUGGUCCCAGAAGCACCUGGACGUGUUUAGCUCUUCCCGACGAGCAGACCCUGUCUAUUUUUUAGCUCCAGCCAAAUUUCUCGGGAAUCAGCACAUAAGCUAUGGACAAAACCUGUCCUUUGACUUCCGCGUGGACAGGGGAGGCAGACACCCAUCUGCCCAUGAUGUGAUCUUGGAAGGUGAUGGUUUGCAGAUCACGGCUCCCUUGAUGCCCCUUGGCAAGACGCUACCUUGUGGGAUCACCAAGACUUACACGUUCAGAUUGAAUGAACAUCCUAGCAGUCAUUGGAGGCCCCAGCUGAGCUAUUUUGAGUAUCGUCGGUUACUGCGAAACCUCACAGCCCUCCGGAUCCGAGCGACCUACGGAGACUACAGUACUGGCUACAUUGACAACGUGACCCUGGUUUCAGCCCGCCCUGUCUCCGGAGCUCCAGCACCUUGGGUUGAAAACUGCCUGUGUCCCGUUGGGUACAAGGGCCAGUUCUGCCAGGAUUGUGCUUCUGGAUACAAAAGAGAUUCAGCGAGGCUGGGACCUUUUGGAGCCUGUAUUCCAUGCAACUGCCAAGGAGGAGGAGCCUGCGAUCCAGACACAGGAGAUUGCUACUCGGGGGAUGAGAAUCCUGACGUCCAGUGUGCCGACUGCCCCAUUGGCUUCUACAAUGACCCUCAUGACCCCCGCAGCUGUAAGCCCUGCCCUUGUCGCAACGGGUUCAGCUGCUCGGUGAUGCCCGAGACGGAGGAGGUGGUGUGCAAUAACUGUCCCCUCGGCAUCACCGGUGCCCGCUGUGAACUCUGUGCGGAUGGAUACUUUGGGGACCCCUUUGGGGAACAUGGCCCAGUGAGGCCCUGUCAGCCCUGCCAGUGCAAUGGCAAUGUGGACCCCAGUGCCUCUGGGAACUGUGACCGGCUGACAGGCAGGUGUCUGAAGUGCAUCCACAACACCACCGGCUUCUACUGUGACCAGUGCAAAGCCGGAUACUUUGGGGAUCCUUUGGCCACCAAUCCAGUGGACAAAUGUCGAGCGUGCAAUUGCAACCCCAUGGGCCUGGAGUCUGUGGAGUGUCGAGGUGACGGGAGCUGUGUCUGCAAGCCCGGAUUUGGAGGUCUCCACUGUGACCAUGCAGCGCUAACCAACUGUCCAACAUGCUACACCCAAGUCAAGAUUCAGAUGGAUCAGUUUAAGCACCAACUCCAGGCCCUAGAAGCCCUGAUGGCAAAGGCUCAGGGCGGUGGCGCAGUACCCAAUUCGGAGCUGGAGGGCAGGAUGCAGCAGGCUGAGGAGGCCCUCCAGGACGUUUUAAGAGACGCCCAGGUUUCUGAAGGCAUGAUUAGAUCCCUAAAUCUCCAGCUGGCCAAAGCAAGGAACCAAGAGCACAGCUUCCGGAACCGUCUGGAUGAACUCAAGCUGAUGGUGGAGCGGGUCCAGGCCCUGGGCAGUCAGCAUCAGGCCCGCGUCCAGGAGAUCCGCCGACUCCUCUCUCUGAUGCGCCUGAGCCUGGCAGAGAGUGAAGCUUCACUUCGGAAUGCCAACAUUCCUCCAGCUGAGCACUACAUCGGGCCAAACAGCUUUAAAAGCCUGGCUCAGGAAGCCCAGAAACUGGCAGACAGUCAUGUUGAGUCGGCCAGUAGCAUGGAACAGCUGGCCAGGGAGACAGAGGACUUUUCCAAGCAAGCGCUACUGCUGGUGCGCAAGGCUCUGAGGGAAGGCGGAGGGAGCGGCGGUGGCCCGGACAGCUCCGCGAUGCAAGGGCUUGUGGGAAAAUUGGAGAAAACAAAGUCCCUGGCGCAGCAGUUGGUGAGGGAGGCCACCCAUGUCGACACGGAAGCGGAUAGAUCCUAUCAGCAAAGUGUCCGCCUGCUCGGCACAGUGUCUCAGCUUCAAGGGGCCAGUGAGCAGUCCUUUCAGGCAGAAGCGAAGAAGAUCAGACAAAAAGCUGAUACCCUCACCAGCCUGGUGACCAGGCACAUGGAUGAGUUCAAGCGUGUGCAGAGAAACCUGGGAAACUGGGAAGAAGAGGCCCGGCGGCUCCUACAGAACGGAAAGAACGGGAGACAGAAAUCAGAACAGCUGCUCUCCCGUGCUAACCUUGCUAAAAACAGAGCCCAAGAAGCACUAACUAUGGGCAAUGCCACCUUUUACGAAGUUGAGAACAUCUUAAAGAACCUCAGAGAGUUUGACCUGCAGGUUGGAGACAGGAAAGCGGAAGCUGAGGAGGCCAUGAAAAAGCUUGCUUACAUCAGCCAGAAGGUUGCAGAUGCCAGUGACAAGACCAAAGAAGCAGCAGCAGCUCUAGGCAGUGCUGCUGCUGAUGCCACGCGGGCAAAGAAUGCAGCCAGCGAGACCCUGGGGAUCACCAUUGAGAUAGAACAGGAUAUAGGGAAUCUGAACUUGGAAGCCAAUGUGACAGCAGAUGGAGCCUUGGCCCUGGAGAAGGGACUGGCCACGCUGAAGAGGGAGAUGAGGGACGUGGAAGGAGAGCUGGCAAGAAAGGCACAGGAGUUCAGCACGGACAUGGAUGCAGUGCAGAUGGUGAUUAUAGAAGCCCAGAGAGUCGACUCCAGGGCCAAGAACGCUGGAAUGACAAUCCAAGACACACUCAGCUCACUGGAUGGCAUCUUACACCUGAUAGACCAGCCCGGGGCUGUGGAUGAAGAGAGCCUGAACUUACUGGAGCAGAAGCUUUUCCGAGCCAAGAGCCAGAUCAACGGCCAACUGCGGCCGGUGCUGUCCGAGCUGGAAGAGAGGGCACGUCGGCAGAAGGACCACCUCCUUUCCCUGCAGAGGAGCAUAGAUGGGAUUCUGGCUGAUGUGAAAAACCUGGAGGACAUUAGAGAUAACUUGCCCCCAGGCUGCUACAACACUCUGGCUCUUGAGCAACAGUGAAGCUGCCAUCGAGAUUUCUCAAUUUAGGAUCUUGGGACACAGACUUUAGGGCUCCGGAGCCAGCUCAUGUGGGUGGGGUGGGGUGGGGACAUUGGGAC
Messenger RNA from Echinops telfairi (small Madagascar hedgehog), 3722 nucleotides. It is a transcript of the gene LAMC2, whose product is annotated as laminin subunit gamma 2. The record is from RefSeq and is a predicted model, not a curated record. The coding region runs from base 40 to 3624 and encodes 1194 amino acids. NCBI's taxonomy places the organism in Eukaryota, Metazoa, Chordata, Mammalia, Afrosoricida, Tenrecidae. Gene Ontology annotation, molecular function: extracellular matrix structural constituent. The transcript is spliced from 23 exons.